GCUGCUGCUCCUUGCUCAGGGCACCUCUCCAGCUCUCCAUACCCCUGUGUCUGCAGAAGCGCUCCGGGCCCUGAGCUGUCAGCACCACCGCCCUCCAGGCCUCGGACACGAUGCAGGCCAUAAAGUGUGUGGUGGUGGGAGAUGGAGCCGUGGGCAAGACGUGCCUGCUUAUCAGCUACACCACCAACGCCUUCCCGGGAGAGUACAUCCCCACCGUGUUCGACAACUAUUCAGCCAACGUGAUGGUGGACAGCAAGCCCGUGAACCUGGGGCUGUGGGACACGGCAGGGCAGGAGGACUACGACCGCCUCCGGCCGCUCUCCUACCCGCAGACGGACGUCUUCCUCAUCUGCUUCUCCCUUGUCAGCCCAGCCUCCUAUGAGAAUGUCCGGGCCAAGUGGUUCCCGGAGGUGCGGCAUCACUGCCCCAGCACGCCCAUCAUCCUGGUGGGCACCAAGCUGGACUUGCGGGACGACAAGGACACCAUCGAGAAGCUGAAGGAGAAGAAGCUGGCGCCCAUUACUUACCCGCAGGGCCUGGCGCUGGCCAAGGAGAUCGACUCAGUGAAAUACCUGGAGUGCUCAGCCCUCACCCAGAGAGGCCUGAAAACCGUUUUUGACGAGGCGAUCCGGGCUGUCCUGUGCCCCCAGCCCACGCGGCCACAGAAGCGGCCCUGCAGCAUCCUCUAGGGGACACACCCAGCCCUCCCAGCCAGAUGGUUCUGACCCUCCAGGGCCCCCACCCAAAGCCCCAGGACAUCCCCGCUGGCCAUGCUGCCCCCUUCCUGUGGCGUUUCUUAGCAAGAUGGCUGCAGAGCUUGGCUCAUCAUCUUCUCUGUGCUGGAGUCCCCCCCGGGGAAGAGUGUGAAUUUGUAGGUGCUGCGUCCCCAUCCCCUCAUGCUCCUGCCUUCCCAGGGGCCAGAGGGGAGCCCCAGGACCGAUAAGCCACCCCUGUGUUGCUGUGGUCAGAUGCCCCACGUGGCACCAUCUACCUGUUUACUCCUCCCUCCCAAAGCCUGAAUCCCCUCUGGAAACUUCGGGCCAGAUGGUUGCCGGCCACCACUUAUAUACCUUCAGGGACGGGUCUCUUGCUCUCCCGUGAGGCAGUCUACUCCAAUACUGAUGGUCUUGCUUGUCUGAGGUUCUCUUACUGAAGCUAAAUUAAGUGUCUGAGAAGUUUGCUCUUCUGGUCUUAGUGCUCCUUUUGGGGACAACACAAAACAUUCAGAUUUUCUAAAUCUCUGUGGGCACCUGCCCAGCCAAUCAAAAGGCUGGGUCCUGCUGACUCCUGCCACCUCUCAAGUCUUUCUGCUCCACUCACAGGAUCCUGAGCUGCAUUUACCUGUGACAGUCUUAAAACUUGCAGACCCUGCCAGUCGGGAUUUCUGUCAUUGCAACUAGGAACCCAAUUCAACCUGCUUAAACAGAAAAUAAAUUUACUGAUUCAAGUUUGGAAAUAUCAUGACUUCAGGUGCAGCUUGAUCAAGGGGACUCAAAUGAUGUCAUCAGAGCUCACUUUCCUGUACCUUCUGAUGUCUGAUUCAUUCUUAGGCAGGUGACUCUCAAGGGCUUCAUCCUUCCCGUUUCAAGUUCAGCAAAAAAGAGCAAGUGUCUGCCCCCGGCAAAGUUCUAAUUAAGGUUUACUCUGAUUGGACCAGCUCAGGUCUUUUCAACCAAUCACAUUUGUCAGGAGAA
Messenger RNA from Globicephala melas (long-finned pilot whale), 1694 nucleotides. RefSeq names its product Rac family small GTPase 2 (gene RAC2). Gene Ontology annotation, biological process: establishment or maintenance of cell polarity; cortical cytoskeleton organization; regulation of cell shape. The record is from RefSeq and is a predicted model, not a curated record. Gene Ontology annotation, cellular component: cytoskeleton; cytoplasmic vesicle; cell projection. Gene Ontology annotation, molecular function: protein kinase binding; GTP binding; GTPase activity. Lineage: Eukaryota; Metazoa; Chordata; Mammalia; Artiodactyla; Delphinidae.